Labeo rohita (rohu) is the source of this 3729-nucleotide messenger RNA. It is a transcript of the gene asb13a.2, whose product is annotated as ankyrin repeat and SOCS box containing 13a, tandem duplicate 2. Gene Ontology annotation, biological process: positive regulation of protein catabolic process; intracellular signal transduction; protein ubiquitination. Gene Ontology annotation, molecular function: protein binding. Lineage: Eukaryota; Metazoa; Chordata; Actinopteri; Cypriniformes; Cyprinidae. The record is from RefSeq and is a predicted model, not a curated record. The transcript has 6 exons. The coding region runs from base 514 to 1356 and encodes 280 amino acids.
CUGGUUUAUAGUGCAAAGAGUUUUGCAGUUUACUGCAUGUUGUUAUUCUUCACGUUAUUAUUAGCGGCUAAUAAACCGAAAAUCUCCCUCAUGUUCCGCGUUGAAGGUGGCUAGCACUUAACGUUUCAUGACGUUAAACUAUUUAACUUAGACUAAUUUAUUUCUGUUAAGCAUUAUGUUUUAUUAAUGUUCCGAGUUAAAUUAUUGUAAUGUCCCUGGGUCUGUAAGGUUGAAAACCCUUAAUUUAAUGCACUCGCAUUCCUACAUUUGUGUCUAAAUGUAUCCAGUCUUUUAUUUUAUUUACUUAUUUAUUUUAUUUUAUUUCCCGUGUACAUUCGCAGUAAACUACAACUCCCAGAAUUCACAGCAACGCGUCAUAACGAGUGUCAAAACAGCAGACCACGUGAUGUAUGUGCAGCAUUUUUCUAAACACAGCAGAAUUCUGCUUUAGUUAGUUAGCUAGCGACAGUGUUUAGUUUAAAUUUGACUUUAUACCGCUCUACUAAAGCAGAAAUGGAAGUGGGAACAGCACGACCGUAUUUUUUCGGUGACAUCGGUUUCUGGGCAGAGAGGACAGAGGUUCAUAAGGCUGCAUAUCAGGGUCAGGUGUCAGAACUGCAGAGUUUGAUCCAGAGUGGAGCUUCGGUGAAUAUUGUGGCUGUGGACUCCAUCACUCCCCUCCAUGAGGCAGCUGCACGUGGACAGACGCAGUGUGUGAGACUCCUGCUGGACGCAGGGGCUCAGGUUGAUGCGAGGAACGUGGACGGCAGCACUCCACUAUGCGAAGCGUGCUCUAUUGGGAACUUUGAGUGUGUGAGGCUUCUUUUGGAGUAUGGAGCGAAAGUCAACCCCACACUUACCUCACGUACCACUUCGCCUCUACAUGAAGCCUGCAUGGGAGGUAAUGCAGAUUGUGUGAGGUUAGUGAUUGCUAAAGGAGCCAGUCUGGAGGCCUAUGACCUGUACUAUGGUACUCCUCUACAUGUGGCAUGUGUCAACCGACACCUGGAGUGUGUUAAAGUGCUACUAAAUGCAGGUGUGCGAGUAAAUGCUGCUAGGCUACACGAGACGCCCUUACAUCAUGCUGCCAAGUCCAACAAUGUGGACAUGAUUGAGCUGCUGGUGGAGUUCGGGGCCAACAUUUAUGCCCGAGACAAAUACGACAGGAAGCCAGUCGACUACACAAGGCCAGAUACGCCCUCAGCGCACUGUCUUCAGCUUUAUGAAAGUGGCCCUCUUUCUCUUCAGCAGCUGAGUCGUAUCGCCCUGAGGAUGGUGUUGGGCACCCGAGCUGUGGAUGUGGUGACCAAAUUGAAUAUUCCCAACCGUAUUAUCAGUUAUCUCUUAUACCAAUGAACUCUUUCCUUAGAGGUUCACAGAUACGAUGGAAACUUUUUACCUCAGACGCACAAACACUUGAAACACUUGAGAUCUCUCAAACAGUAAAUAUUAGUUAUACUGGCACUUAAAGGGACAGUCACCCAAAAAUGAAAAUUCUGUCAUUAAUUACUCAGCCUUAUGUUAAUCCAAAACUUAAGACCUUUGGUUAUCUUCAAACCACAAAUGAAGAUAUUUUUGAUGAUAGGAUGUUUCGUCCAUACAGUGAAAGUCAAUGGGGUCCAAAAUAGCUGAUCCCCACUGACUCACUGAAACAGAGACACGUUUUUCGUAAUAUCUUCUAAUGAUAGGAUUUUCUUUUUUGGGUGGACUGUUUUAAGUAACAAAAGCACCAUAGAAAAUAUAGUAAAUAGCACUUUUUUUAUAGCACUUCUCAACAGAACACUCUGGCCUUGGCUGUAAAAUAUGUUGUCUGAGGUGAAUUUAGGACUGAUGGUAACCAUUAAACGUACGCUAAAUAUUGCCAGAGAGAAAGAGCAGGAGAUGGAGAGACACAAAAAAGGAAACACUUAAUCUGGCAGCUGUCUACAUUCAGGAACUCCUCUUCCAGGGAAACAUCAGCAAACAAGUCGCUCAGACGCCAGGCGCUAUGCACAACGCACUGCAUUGCUGGAUAUGAGCAUGUUAACAACUUCAUGCUUUUAUUAGAGAUUCAUUAUUAGAGGUCACAGCGGCUUGAACAAAGUGUUAUUACGCAGAAACACUGGCAUUUGUAUUAUGACAUGAGCAGUUUGAGUUAUACCAGCGUUUUGCUGCAUUGUCUGUGUUCCGCUAUAGUGACGCCACAGUGACACUAACACAAUCCAGUUUACAGCAGUGUUUUAUUGUAGUAUUAGUACACCGGUCAUAAUAUUUCACAAUUCAACUGAAGGAUUUAAUAUAGGCUGUAUGUUUGUUUCUCAUUCGUACAGCUAAGAUUUUGUCUUAAGUGAGGGAGAUAUUGAAAACAACAUGAAACAAUCUUUACAUCCUAUUAGCUGCUGUAAUAUAAUUAGUUAAUAAGAUAUUUCUGCAGGAAAAUACAUGGGGUUGGACUUGAUUUGAUGCAUUAGGAUUUGAUUGGAUCAUGAUAUGUUGGGCUUUUUGAUUUAUUUGUAUUAUUUCUCCUCAAUUUGGACACCUCGCCAAAAAUACCAGUAUUUUGCCGCGUCGCAGCGGUCGCUUCCAGUGUGGACACGGUGUUAUAUUACAUGCACUUAAUGAAAUGAAUACUUUUAUUUAACAAGGAUGCAUUAAAAUAAUCAAAAAUGACAGGUAAGACAUUAAUAUUAUUACAAAAUACUUUUAUUUUAAAUAAAUGCUUUGAAAUAUUUCUCUAUCAAACAAUCCUAUCCACCUUAUUCUUCAACGCGGAAGUAAGCCUAUGGAUGAGACUUCCGGCUCAUUAGCUGCUACUUUGCACUUUGUGUUGAUAAUUAAGGUAAUACAUUAAAAUAAUAUGUUAAGAAAUGCCUAUUUGCAAUAUUUAGCAGUUAAGCAAGCUGUUUUGUAUAGCUAAAAAUAGAUAAAAUUGGUGCUCCCACUCUUAUGGGAAAAAUCAGGUUUCCGCAAAAAUAUUAAGUAACUGUUUCCAACAUUAUAAUUAAUUGUGUUAAUUACAAAUUGCAUUCUGUGUUUUCAAAUAAAUGCAGCCUGGGUGAGUAUAAGAGACCUAUUUAAAAAAAUAUUCAAAAUGUUAUUGAAAUUCAAACUUUUGAACUAGUCACUUAUUUUAGUUUAGUUUAGUUUAGUUUAGUUUAGUUUAUUUUAGUUUAUUUUAUGGAUUAUGUACCAUUGGUUCAGUAUUUAAAAUGAACAGUAUAAAGACAUCUGAAUCCACUAAUGUUGUAAACUCUUUUAUUUUAUUUUAUUUUAUUUUAUUAUUAUUUUUACCAGUGGUUUAAAUUUUUAAAAUGAACAAUAUAAAGACAUCUGAAGCCACUAAUUAAUCUUUUAUUUUUUUAUUUUUUUAUUUUAUUUUAUUCAUAAGCAUUCUCAUUUAUUCCAGUGGCAUUUGUUUUAUGAAUUAUAUACCAGUGGUUCAGAUUUUACAUUUGUUUUGUUUAAUUUAAUUUUAUUUUGAUUUUAUAAUAAUAUUAAAUAUUUUAUAUUUAACAUAUAUUUUUGUAUUAUUCUGUUUUGUUUUUUGUUUGUUAUUUUAUUUUACUUUUAAUUUAUUUUAUUUUAUGGAUUAUAUAUCAGUGGUUUAGAAUUUUAAAUGAACAGUAUAAAGACAUCUGAACCCACUAAUUAAUUUUUAUUUUAUUUUAUUUUAUUUUAUUAUUUUAUUAUUCAUAAUUCUCAUUUAUUUCAGUGCCAUUUGUUUUAUGAAUUAUAUACCAGUGGUUCAGA